AUGAAUAAUGUAAUAAGAUAUAAAAAUAGAUAUUCCUCAUUAAUAUUUCAAAGGAAAAUAAGUACACUACCAAAUGAUAUGAAAAAUGAUUAUGGAAUAAUUAGAACAAUUGUACAUAAAGAGAAAAAGAAAAAUUUUCGAAAAAUUUUUUUAUGUGUAAGUUUGAUUAAUAUAAGUACAUUUAUAUUUACUGUUCAUAAUUAUUAUAUAAAAAAAGACCCAAACUAUUUUUCAAAAAAUGAUAUAAAUAUUGUUGAUCAUAUAAUAUUAAGUAAUGUUGUAAGCUCGUUAGGUCUAAAUAAUUUAAGUUUAUAUAUAAAAAAUGGGUUUUAUACUAAACUAGUAGAUAGUAUAAAAAAUGAAAAUUAUUCUGUCAAAGAAAAUGCUUUAUUAAGUUUAUUGGAAUUGUUGUAUAAAAGUAAAACUUGUUUUCUAGAAAUUAUUGAAAAUUAUAAAAAAGAAAAUGCAGAUAUGUUGAAAUAUAUUUUUGAAAAAAUAAAAAAUGAUAAACUAGAGAAUACACAAAAAAUUGUUUUUUCCUCAAUCAUUUUUUAUUAUAUAAAAUAUAGUACUAAUAAUAAUAACAAUAAUGAUAAUACCUUUUUGACAUAUGACCAAAUAUGGGAACUUGUAUAUAACAAGAAUUUAUUCCAUAACCAUAAAGACAGAGACGAAAUAAUAGCCUACUUAUUAUUAUACAUUUUUAAGAAUGAAAAAUGUAUUAAUGAAGUUAUUCAAAGGGAACAAGAAAUUUGGAAUAUGCAAAUGAAUGAGCAUAAAGACAAUCGAAAAAAUGAAAUUAAUAAAAAUAAUAACUUAACUAAUGAUGAAUUAAAAUCAAUAAUACUCUUUUUGAUUUCCUGCAAAUAUGCAAAAAGUGCAAAAAAUUCAAAUUCAAUUUUAAAAUUUUAUUUAGAUAUUACACAAAAUAAUGAAAAUUAUUAUAAAGAAGAAGCUUUAAAUUUGCUUGAAAAAUAUUUUGACAAAAUGAAUAUUCCGUUUUUUUUAGAAAAAAAUGAUAAUAUAGAGAUUGAAAAAAAAAAAUCUUAUAGCAACAUUAUAAAUAAAAUAUAUAUAAAAUAUUUUGAAAAUACUGUUCUAUAUACUUUUUUUUUUUCAUUUGCACUUCAUAAUAUAUAUGCAAAAGAAUAUACUAUUAAAUCAUAUCUAUAUAUUUUAAAUGAUAUAUUUAAAAGUAUAUAUAUUAAUACUUUAAUUAAUUCUAUUUUUUUAGUACAAAAAUCUGUUAUCAAUAAUGUUGAUAUUAAUAAUGACACAAAUACAUUUUUUUCUCUUUCCUUUUUGUUUAAUCUUUUAAAUUCAACCUUAUUUUCCUAUUCCAUAUACAAGUGCAAAUACGGCUUUAUCCCUCUCGUAUUUUCACAAGUUGUGAAGGAUAAUUUUUUUCUUUAA
This is a messenger RNA of Plasmodium vinckei vinckei, 1413 nucleotides long. Its product is annotated as conserved Plasmodium protein, unknown function. Lineage: Eukaryota; Apicomplexa; Aconoidasida; Haemosporida; Plasmodiidae. The record is from RefSeq and is a predicted model, not a curated record. The transcript has 2 exons. Bases 1 to 1413 code for a protein of 470 amino acids.